This is a messenger RNA of Cyprinodon tularosa, 2173 nucleotides long. RefSeq names its product R3H domain and coiled-coil containing 1 (gene r3hcc1). The coding region runs from base 1 to 1359 and encodes 452 amino acids. Gene Ontology annotation, molecular function: nucleic acid binding. NCBI's taxonomy places the organism in Eukaryota, Metazoa, Chordata, Actinopteri, Cyprinodontiformes, Cyprinodontidae. The record is from RefSeq and is a predicted model, not a curated record. The transcript is spliced from 9 exons.
AUGAUAGCAGUUCUAAAGCCUCCCUACAUGGGCCAACCUCUAUGCAAUAGUUCACCCUGUGUAAUUACACACCAGCAGUCUUUCCCAUCUUGCAUCCUGGCGGUCCCUUGUUUCGAUGGCACUUAUCUCCCGAAGCAAGAAAAUCAGUUUUUGCUUCUUACUGUGGAUGAUCUGGAAACAUACCUACAGAAAGGAAAGUUUAAAACCGUGCUCCUGUUCCCUCCUUUACCAAGCAGACUGAGAUACCUGAUUCACAGGACGGUUGAAGACAUACCAGAGCUCACUACCUUCUCUGUGGGGGAGAGUUGGUGCCGUAGGGUGGUGGUCUGCCCCUCUGAGCUCAGGGUUGAAUUGGAAGAAGACAGUGAUGCAGAGAGCACCAGCUGCUUCUCUGAAGCGCCCCCCGGCAGCAGAGCAACAAAAGAAUCCAACGUCAAGGCGAAACCUUCUAUCCUGUCACAGAACAGAGCACCUAAAAGGCCGGACAAGCCUCUCUACAUGCCGCGAGCCGCUCGUGAGAGGCUGUCUCUGCACAGCUCCAUUGGCUCCCCUGCAAACAAUGACUUAAAAAGUUCUGCUCAGAUUAGCUGCAGUCCUGCAGAUUCUCAUUCCUCCGCUAAAGCAGCAGAGCAAACAUCAGACCGCGCCUUCUCUGGACUGGAACCGUGUCUCGCCGACUACGUAACCGCUACGACUGAGAACGAUUCAGAACUUUGUCUUCAGGAAAGGAUUGAAACAUUGACGCCGCGGCUGCAGGAGAAGGAGAAUGCUGUCUGGGACCAGACGCAGUUGUCAUUUUCAGAGAUGAAGUUGGAAGAAGCAACGGGAGAAGAUUUGGACAAGGUUGAGACUGAGGAGGAGAGCACAGACAUGGACGAUGUGACAAAACAGAUCAAGAUGCAGCUAAAGGAGAGAGAUGUCUCCAUUGAACUUGUUCACAAUGACUACUCUAUCUACGAGAACGUGUUCCUCAACUCUGAUGACUUCAGCCACGUCAUUGAGAUCUACGACUUCCCAGUUAUUUUCAAGACUGAAGACAUUCUGGAUGCCUUUGCUCAAUAUAGUGACGGUGGGAUGAAGAUCAAGUGGGUGGACGACACACACGCUCUUGGUGUUUUCUCCAGCCAGGAAGCAGCGCUGCACGCCCUCUCCAUCUGCCAUCCAAUGCUGAAGGCUCGAGCUCUUUUCCAAGGGAGUAAAAAAGCACAGGGCAAGGCUGUCAGAAGAGCAGAGUUCCUCCAGCCGGUGAGGGAGCGUCCCAGGACGGACUGCGCCGUGGCCAAACGGAUGGUGUCCAGAGCCUUAGGCAUCCGGGGGCGAGGCAGACUGCACAGAUACUUACAAGACUCUGAGCCUUAAAACCGUUGCAAGCCAACAGAGCGUAUGGGCGGUGAAUGCCAGAGAAGGCUGGACUUGUUUGGAUCCACCGCCAAAACUCUUCCAGCCUCUUUAAUUUCACGGAGCUGCAAGGAGCCAGUCCAGAUAGACCGGGUCCUUGGAGGAAUUCAGCUGCUGAAAUCAAACACACCCUGAGUGUUUUUAUAGCUGAACCCGACCUCUGACUGUUCACUGUUGGUCAGCACUAACAAGUCAAAGAUCUCUGCAAAGGAUCCAAAAGAUAUUUUCAGGAUUUCAGUUCAUCUGGAUCGUUCAUUUUAUUCUGGUUUGAACUAUAAUCUUUUAAGUGGCCUGGCCUUAUUCAAGAAGUGUUACUUUCCUUUUGUUGCACAGUUUAAAAAUGUUAACAAGUGUUGAUUUGUUUAUAUAACUAACGUCUAAAUGAAGAAAUGUCAUGAUUUAACUUUUUUUUCCUUUUUGUUAAUAAAAGUUUCAACAUGUUCCAUUCAUUUUGUUGUAAUUAUGUAAUAGGAGGUUUUAAAGACAGUUUUCCAGCUCAUCAAUAUGUGAUAUUUAUCCUUUUACAUAUGUACUGUUUUAUUUUAUCUGUAGGUUGAGCAAAGUUGACCCCUUUAUCCACCUGUUCUAUGAGGAGUAGCGCUACAACGCAUUCAAUUUCAUUUUGUAGACACUUGUGUGUACAAAAUGACAAAAUAAAAUCAGUCUAAGUCCAAAUAACUCCUAAAUAAUAAAAUGCUAUAUAUGUGUAUAUCUGUGUCUCUAGUUAUAUCGAUCUAUCUGCAGUGUCCUGUAAUUAAAGAGUUUCACAAUUUAA